Acanthosepion pharaonis is the source of this 981-nucleotide messenger RNA. The record is from the annotation of a GenBank genome assembly. NCBI's taxonomy places the organism in Eukaryota, Metazoa, Mollusca, Cephalopoda, Sepiida, Sepiidae.
AUGAUUUUUCAUACGGCCUAUUUAACACCUCCACAAUCCCUUUUAAACAGGCAUUCAUCAUUUGGCGAAAGACGAGUUCAUUUGUCGGGGCAAUCAGUAGGGGACUCUUUCACUGUCUUUGCCUACUUUCUUUUUGUCUUUCUUUAUUCAUUCUAUCUUUCUUUUUUAUUUUUGUCUUUCUUUGUCCUUUCUGUCUUUCUUUUUGAUUUCUUUUUGUAUUUCUUUGUCCUUUCUGUCUUUCUUUUUUCUUUUUCUCUUUCUUUUUUCUUUUUGUCUUUCUUUGUUCUUUCUGUUUUUCCUUUUUUUUCUUUUUGUCAUACAUUGUUCUUUCUGUCUUUCUUUUCCCUUGCUUUCGAUCUUUCCUCUCUAAUUCAUAACAUAAUGAAAGUCCAACACACUACAUUCCAUUCUGAAUUAACUAUAAUUUUCAAUUUAUCUAUCUAUCUAUCUAUCUAUCUAUCUAUCUAUCUAUCUCUUCAUUAUCUAUCUAUCUGUCGAUAUCUCUUCAUUAUCUAUCAAUCUAGCUAUCUAGAUGUCCACAUCUAUCUAUCUAUCUAUCUAUCUAUCUAUCUAUCUAUCUAUCUAUCUAGAUGCCCACAUCUAUCUAUCUAUCUAUCUAUCUAUCUAUAUAUAUAUAUAUAUAUAUAUAUAUAUAUAUUCAUUAUCUAUCUGCCUAUCUAUUAUCUAUCUAUCUAUCUAUCUCAAUUUUGGCUGGUUUCUCAAUCACUGAUCUAUAACCACUUAGCGACAUCACUCAUAUUUCUACUCGCAAGAAGGAGUGUUUUGAAUGUUGGAUCAUCGACAAAAUGGCCCCCACCAAGAAACCACGACACGCCGGGCGACACGCCGGGCAACACGCCGGGCGACACGCCGGGCGACACGCCGGGCGACACGCUGGGCGACACGCCGGGCGACACGCCGGGCGGCACACUGUGCGACCCGCCUGGCGGCACACCGUGCAGCACGCAAAUUGCAUUAUAA